Molecule: messenger RNA, 1094 nt
Organism: Nipponia nippon (crested ibis)
Lineage: Eukaryota; Metazoa; Chordata; Aves; Pelecaniformes; Threskiornithidae
Gene: ADORA1
Product: adenosine A1 receptor
Biological process (GO): G protein-coupled adenosine receptor signaling pathway
Cellular component (GO): synapse; dendrite; plasma membrane
Molecular function (GO): G protein-coupled adenosine receptor activity
Source: RefSeq, a predicted model, not a curated record
AUGGCACACCCCGUCUCAGCCUUCCAGGCUGCCUACAUCUCCAUCGAAGUUCUCAUCGCUUUGGUGUCCGUGCCGGGGAAUAUCCUGGUCAUUUGGGCUGUGAAGAUGAACCAGGCGCUGCGGGAUGCCACUUUCUGCUUCAUCGUCUCGCUGGCGGUGGCCGACGUGGCCGUGGGAGCCCUGGUCAUCCCCCUGGCCAUCAUCAUCAACAUCGGACCACAGACAGAGUUUUACAGCUGCCUCAUGGUGGCCUGUCCCGUCCUCAUCCUCACUGAGAGCUCCAUCCUGGCGCUCCUGGCCAUCGCCGUGGAUCGAUACCUGCGGGUCAAGAUCCCCGUCAGGUACAAGAGUGUGGUGACACCCCGGCGGGCAGCGGUGGCCAUUGCUUGCUGUUGGAUCGUCUCCUUUCUGGUGGGACUCACUCCUAUGUUUGGCUGGAACAACCUGAACAAGAUGCGGAGGACUCAGGAGCUGAACGCCAGCCACACGGAGUUUGUCAUCAAGUGCCAGUUUGAGACGGUCAUCAGCAUGGAGUACAUGGUGUACUUCAACUUCUUCGUUUGGGUCCUGCCUCCCCUGUUGCUGAUGCUGCUCAUCUACCUGGAAGUCUUCAACCUUAUCCGCAAGCAACUCAACAAGAAGGUCUCCUCCAGCUCCAACGACCCUCAGAAGUAUUAUGGGAAGGAGCUAAAGAUUGCGAAGUCAUUAGCACUGGUUCUCUUCCUCUUUGCGCUCAGCUGGCUCCCUCUGCACGUCCUCAACUGCAUCACCUUGUUCUGCCCAUCCUGCGAGACGCCGCACAUCCUCACCUACAUCGCCAUCUUCCUCACCCACGGCAACUCGGCCAUGAACCCCAUCGUCUACGCCUUCAGGAUCAAGAAGUUCCGGACAGCUUUCCUGCAGAUCUGGAACCAGUACUUCUGCUGCAAAACCAACAAAAACACCAGCACCACCACGGCUGAGCCGGGCAACUAGGAGCUGGGAGAGAGCAGAGAGGGGUCCUCCGUGCCCAGCCCGAUCCCCAUCUGGCCGCUGUUCCUGCUGCUGGGGAAGGGCUGGUGAGGACCCGGGAGGGCUGGAUUCACCAGCGCUGU